This is a messenger RNA of Vitis vinifera (wine grape), 1977 nucleotides long. RefSeq names its product splicing factor-like protein 1. The record is from RefSeq and is a predicted model, not a curated record. The coding region runs from base 389 to 1429 and encodes 346 amino acids. Gene Ontology annotation, molecular function: RNA binding. The transcript has 4 exons. Lineage: Eukaryota; Viridiplantae; Streptophyta; Magnoliopsida; Vitales; Vitaceae.
UAUUAAUCUCAUUGUUUUAUUGGGUAGGAGUGAUUGUAGAACUAUUCCAUGCUAUAUUUCUCCUCAUGAUUCUCUUUCUUGAAUUCUUUAAAUUGGAUUGGACGGGCCAUGUUGUUGUCUGGUCUAUGUUAUUUAAUUAUUGUUCAUUUUCAUCAGAAUUUGUCUGGUCUAUGGAUGGUGGUGCUGGCUAUCUGUGAUAUCCACAUAUAUUCAAGUUGUCAAUGGAUUCUGUUAACGCUUCUUUCUUUCUAUUUUCUUCAAGUGACUAUGAAAUGUGAAGUGCUGAGCUAUUUUUCUGGCAGUCAGAAUUUGUUUGUUAAUCAAAUCAAUUAAUACCCGAAACUUCGAGAUUUUGUACAACUGUUAUGCCUUCUCUACAAUCUCAAUAAUGCUUUGUUGUAAAUUGGUAGAACAGAAUCAACCCGCCAUAGCGAGCCAAUCUACAAAUAAGGGAUGCGGUCAGAUUCUUUCGUUUGUAAUUGAGGUUCCAGUCGAUGAGGUUGGUUUUCUCAUUGGAAGGAGAUGUGCAGCCAUGGAUCAAAUACAACACACUUCUGGAGCUUUGAUUGGGAUUGAACCUAGUCCAUGCCCUGUUUGUACAAAAAGAAGAGUGGACUUAGGUGGAACAAAAGAGCAGAUUCAGUCGGCGUUACGACUUAUUACUGACCUGAUGAUUGAUUGGGACCCUAAUACAUGUGUAGAGUCUGUAGACUUAAUACCAGAUCAUCAUCUUCGAGAGCCUUCAUCUUAUGGUUACAUAAACCCUCCAGAAUCUCAACCUGCAGGAUCUUAUCCGACAAAUCCGUCAAACUAUGGCGACUCUUCUACCCAACCAUCCAUUUGGGAUCAGGCGAACCCAUCAGGCAGGCAUCCGGUACCUUGGCCAGGAUCUUUAUUCAUACACCCUUCAGACUUGGGGAGCCGUCCCAUCCAACCAGCUGCUCAGUACCAGGCAAACCCAUCAGGCAGGCAUAUGGAACCUUGGCCAGGAUCUUUAUGGAACCAUCCCAUCCAGCCAGCUGCUCAGUACCAGGAAAACGCAUCAGACAGGCAUAUAGUACCUUGGCCAGGAUCUUUAUGGAACCAUACCAUCCAGCCAGCCGCUCAAUACCAGGCAGACCCAUCAGCCAUGCAUCCGGCACCUUGGCCAGGAUCUGAUCUGUCAUCUUCUAGCUCUGCUAACUACUGGUAUCGACCAAAUCCAUCGGCCAUGCCUGAAAUUCCUCCAUUCUGUGAUUACCAUCUUCCCGAACCAGUGGCUUGCGAUCCAGAAAUAUCAUCACCCAUUCCUACAGAAUCCUCGCAAGGAAGUUGUGCGGCACCACCAUUUAACAAUCCUAUCCUAUCAGAAGCUGGGGAUGAGGCAUACACAUCAGCCAUGCAUGCAUCCACCUCAAGAAAGCGCCAGAGAAAGCGACUGAACGUUUAAUCCCAGAAACAGUCCCACUGAAUCAAUCACCAGUUUGCAAUCAAACAAAUAGUGGAAUUUCACUACUUCCAUUAAUCUAGAAUUCAGCAGCCAGUAACAGUUAAGGUGCUGUCCUACUGGGAACUGUUUGUCUUGCAAACCGAAGGUAGUGCUGGUUCAACCAUUCUUUUUCCACAUUUUUUUCCUUUUUUCAGUUUUCUUUUGUGUAUGGGGCUGCAGUAGAACUCUUUUCUCAGGCGCCCUUUUUAUUCAUCUCCAUUUAGUAGAAACGACAAAUACUCAUAGCAGUGUUGGGUGAUGAAUAAGGGUCUGAUGUAAAUUCUGUGGAUAAGAUUUUAUUCAAUGCUGUUGGAGGUGCAGGCUUCAUCAGUAUGGUCGGGUUACUCAUUUUCUGCUGAUAUAAGCCUGGUAGACAGGUUGACUGUGUUCUGAAAAACUGGUGCAUUUGAUGGAGUUAUGGCCUGUUCAUGCCAAGUGCAGAUAAAUUGUUAUUGCUGCAGUUACCCGUAAGCACUAGAUUUAGCGCACUGGUAAAGGCUGAUGUAAAG